Molecule: messenger RNA, 6364 nt
Organism: Cottoperca gobio
Lineage: Eukaryota; Metazoa; Chordata; Actinopteri; Perciformes; Bovichtidae
Gene: lrrc8ab
Product: leucine rich repeat containing 8 VRAC subunit Ab
Exons: 5
Coding region: 368-2752 (794 amino acids)
Cellular component (GO): cytoplasm
Molecular function (GO): protein binding
Source: RefSeq, a predicted model, not a curated record
AAGAGCGUUCUUCUUCUACGUUUGUUAAAGGCACCACACUGCCAUCCGUCGUCUUGGUGGAGGUGCUGCCUGGAAAAAACAACAGCUAGCAAACGGAGCUGCUAGCAACAGCAAACGUAAUUUGUUAGCAACUAUUGAUAUACAAGUAGCUUUGGAUUUGAUCGCUGCACAUCAAACGUAGUCUUCUAUUCAACCCCAUGGCGACAAGAGUGGCAAUGGUCCAUGAAGCGUUUUGGUUACACGCAGAGUGGCUUGUCCACCAGGAUCAUCAUCAGGCACUGGAGCACAGAUAACACCUCCAAACUGGUGACGGUGGAGUAUUCCAGAGAGACACUGGUUGGAGACAGCAGCUUCAGUAAGACAAACCAUGAUCCCCAUCACUGAGCUGCGGUACUUUGUGGACACACAGCCGGCAUACCGCAUCCUGAAACCAUGGUGGGAUGUGUUCACCGACUACAUCUCCAUUGUUAUGCUUAUGAUUUCGGUGUUUGGGGGGACACUGCAGGUCACCCAGGACAAGAUGAUCUGCCUUCCCUGCAAAUGGGUGGUCAAUCAGACCUGCAAGAGGAACUUCAAUUCUACGCUAGCCGCAUCAUUGUUGGAGCCCAAAGGGAUCCAGUAUGAUCUGGACCGCCACCAGUACAACUAUGUGGAUGCUGUGUGCUAUGAGAAUAGACUGCACUGGUUUGCCAAGUAUUUUCCUUACCUCGUAUUACUUCACACUCUUAUUUUCCUAGCUUGCAGCAACUUUUGGUUUAAGUUCCCACGGACUAGUUCCAAACUAGAGCACUUUGUAUCCAUCUUGCUGAAAUGCUUCGACUCCCCAUGGACAACUAGAGCACUGUCCGAGACGGUGGUGGAAGAGAGUGACCCAAAACCAAUGAAGAUGAACGGCUCAAUGGACCACAAGGAGUCCGUUAUCAGUGAGGAUGUUGAAGCAAGUGUUCCUAUGCUCCAAAGGACAAAGACGCGCUUUGAACAGGGCAUUGUAGAUAGAACAGAAACAGGGGUUUUGGACAAGAAAGAGGGUGAACAGGCAAAAGCCCUGUUCGAAAAAGUCAAGAAGUUCCGUAUACACGUCGAAGAAGGAGACAUCGUGUACAGACUGUACAUUCGUCAAACUAUCAUCAAAGUCAUCAAGUUUAUUUUUAUAAUCUGCUAUACAGGGUAUUAUGUGCAUGAUAUUAAAUUCAGUGUUGACUGUUCAGUAAAUAUAGAGAGCCUGACGGGUUACAGCGUGUACCGUUGUGCUCACCCUUUGGCUACACUUUUUAAAAUCUUAGCCUGUUUCUACAUUAGCUUAGUAGUAGUGUAUGGUUUGAUCUGCAUGUACACACUUUGCUGGAUGCUUCGGCGUUCGCUAAAGAAGUACUCCUUUGAGUCCAUACGGGAAGAGAGCAGUUACAGUGACAUACCGGAUGUGAAGAAUGACUUUGCAUUCAUGAUGCACAUGAUAGAUCAGUAUGACCCUCUUUACUCGAAACGCUUCGCUGUGUUCCUCUCGGAAGUAAGCGAGAAUAAGCUGAGGCAACUCAACCUCAACAAUGAGUGGACACUGGACAAGCUCCGGCAGAGGAUUACCAAGAACUCCCAGGAGAAGUUGGAGUUGCACCUUUUCAUGCUGAGUGGCAUUCCAGACACCGUAUUUGACCUGAUGGAGCUGGAGGUUCUUAAACUGGAGCUUAUCCCCGAUGUCACCAUCCCGCCGAUCAUCGCGCAGCUGGUCAACCUGCGAGAGAUGUGGCUUUACCACACACCAGCCAAAAUCGAAGCUCCCGCAUUGGCUUUUUUGCGUGAGAACUUGAAGUCCCUGCAUAUCAAGUUCACUGACAUCAAAGAGAUUCCCUUAUGGAUCUACAGUCUGAAGAAUCUUAGCGAGCUUCAUCUGACAGGGAAUCUCAGUGCGGAGAACAACCGUUACAUUGUCAUCGACGGGCUCCGGGAGCUCAAGAGGCUCAAAGUUCUUCGUCUGAAGAGCAAUCUCACCAAGCUACCUCAGGUGGUGACCGACGUGGGCAUGCACCUCCAGAAGCUUUCCGUCAAUAAUGAAGGCACCAAGCUGAUGGUGCUCAACAGCCUGAAGAAGAUGGUGAACCUGACCGAGCUGGAGCUCAUUCGCUGUGAUCUCGAACGCAUACCGCACUCCAUCUUCAGCUUGCACAACUUGCAGGAGAUUGAUCUGAAGGACAACAACCUGAAGACCAUCGAGGAGAUCAUCAGCUUCCAGCACCUUCACCGGCUGGUCUGCCUUAAACUCUGGUACAACCAGAUUGCCUAUAUUCCCAUCCAGAUUGGCACACUGACAAACCUGGAGAAACUCUACCUGAACAGAAACAAGAUCGAGAAGAUGCCCAGCCAGUUGUUUUAUUGCCGCAAGCUGCGCUUCCUGGACCUGAGCCAUAACAACCUCACCUAUAUCCCUACAGACAUUGGCUUCCUCCAGAAUCUCCAGUACCUGGCAGUGACAGCCAACAGGAUUGAGAGUCUGCCUAAUGAGCUGUUCCAGUGCAAGAAGCUUCGCACUUUGAACUUGGGGAACAAUUGCCUGCAGUCUUUGCCGUCGCGGUUUGGAGAGCUGACCGGGCUGACACAGCUCGAGCUGCGAGGAAACCGCCUGGAGUGUCUGCCCGUGGAGCUGGGCGAGUGCCGACAGCUAAAGAGAACCGGCCUCGUAGUGGAGGAGGACCUCUUCAACACCCUGCCCACGGAGGUCAAGGAACAGUUAUGGAAAAUUGACAAAGAACAGGCUUAAACUGUGGCUGUGAGAUAAAACGGAUACUGACCAACUGGGCCCUGACACAGGAGGAACGCCUAUUGUCUCCCCGAGUGCUUGAUGAAGAAGGCAGUAGUACUGCUGCAGUGUACUGCCAGUAAGGUUGGGUAUUGAGAACCAGUGCCAGUUGGGCAGAAUGAAAAUACUGGUAGCUUCUGGUUGUUCUCUCAAUUCUUGACCGUGCGGUAGAGUUUCCUUCCUUCACAAACAACCUCUCAGGCCUAUCAUAUUGUAACACAUUAAUCAUGCUUUUUAGCAAUUAUGUAGCAGUGCCAUCGGGAUCAGCAGCGUGCGCUUUACAUGUUACAUGCUUCUCAGUUAUGGUGGAGAAGUUUGGGCCAACUUUGCUCAAGACAGAAAAAGAACUUAAACUAUGUUUCUACCGUGGGUAAUUACUAAAGUAUCAGGUCCUUGUCUGAUCAACAGGGAAUACAUUAACGACUAGAAUGCACUCAGAGAACGCUGUUUUCGGUUCUGUUUGUUUGUCGGUUUGUCACCAUGAUUACAGAAAAACUAUUGGCCUGAUUUUCAUCUUAAUGAAAUAUAAUGCAGAUUUUCACUUACAGUAAGUCAUUUGAUUAAAUUACCAAAUGUUAUAUUUGCAUAUUGGGAAUGACGAUGCUAAUUACAAGCAAACUACAUCAAAAAGUUAGCAAUUCUAUAAGUUUAAGUCAGAAUGAUUCUAUUCCAUGGCUUUAAUGGUCAUACCCUUUCUUCUCUUCAUAUUUGCUUAGUCGGAAAAUCCUAUAUCGGAUAAAUCAUGAGUUAUGUCAAGGAAGGUUAUGGAUUCUGAGAUCCCCGGCCUGAGAGGGUCUUGGUAGCAGUACAACAUGUGGUAUAGUGCAAUUCUUACCUGGGGCCAGUUUGGCAGAGUGGAGGGGUUGAUGGCCUCUUUCUGUAGUGUGUUUGACCAAGCACUCGGAAUAGCAAUUCUUCUGCUGAAUGCUACCCAGUGGACUAGCAUUACAAUAUACCCCCCCGCCCCCCCAAACAAUCACAUUAGCGGAGCAUCUUAUCAACAAGCAGAUACCCAGCUCUUACUGCCAGUAUACUGUUCAGUGGGAAUUGAGCAAACUCUGUUUCAUGGUCAUGCUGCAUCCACAUUGUUUGUUUGUAAUGAAUUGCACAAAACAAAAUGAACCACUCUGGGGGAAAUGAGUCAUGUCUGCAUCACAAUAUUUCAAAUGAAAAUAAAACAGGAUAACACAAUAUUGACAUUGAAAUGGAGCCUCCAAACAUUAGUGAUUAUGUUUGAAACGGACGCAGAUGCUUACCUGGAACACUAGAUUAGUUUAUUACCUCUUUCUGUGGCGGGUAUGAAGUAAGCACUGGUCUGCUUGUACGCCCUGAUAGUUGAGAGUUAUCGUCUGCACAUACCAGACAUGUCCUCAAAUCUGUUUUCUGAACACCUGGCCUUGUAUUAAUUUCAGUUCAUUAUUAUUAUUAUUAUAACCAUGUAAGAUUAAUAUGAUGUUCCUAGCUUGGUGGGGUAGUUAUUAUGUUAGUUUAAUCUUGCUGAACUGCAUUCAUCAAAAUACGGUGCAAUGUUCAGUGUAGAUGUUUACCGUGGGUAGAAUUACAGCCAUCUUUUAAUAUAAAGCUAUUUAAAUGGCUAUAUUGGAUACAUUAAGAUGAGGUGAAUAUGGAAUUGAAUCCAAGUUCUAUUUAUGUGAAAGAACAAAGCAAUAAAGUCCAAAAUGGUCAUUUCUGAAACUUCAUUGUCGUGUUAAAUUUGAGCUUUUAAUCCAAAAAGCUUGAUGAAAAAAAGAAAAAGAAAUGCACUCCCCUCCUAUAGAAACCCAUCUUCAUCAGGGAGAUAAAGACAGACAAAAAGCUAGAAAUUAUAAUUUAGAUAAUAUAUUAAAAAAAUCAAAAUGACAAAGUAAUAUCUUAUCCUCUUGUUUUACUAAAUUGGAUCUAUGAGAUCAAAGUUUGACUUGUCACCUCAAAGCAAGCCGGUCCUAGGUGUACACCCACCCGGCAGUACAAAUGUUGUCUUAGUUUCUUAUCAUGUUGACUUGGUGUCAUAUUCUGUUGAUUUUAUUUAUUUAUUUUUCGUCUUCUAUACUUUCAAGGCGGGUCAUUCUAAUUGUUGUCGUGUAUUUCUCUGGUUUCAAAGUGUGUUCAUUUGUAGACAAAUGUGUGAUACUUUUAGGCUGAUAAAGACUUUUCUGCACUUGUGUUUUGCCACAGUAAGCUAAAAAUCUGGAUUUCAAGAUCAAUACCACAGCUCUGACACAGCAAAGCACACAAUAGGGGCUCUUAUGUUAACCCCGAGAACAAACGAAUAUCAGUUUAUGUUUUAAUAAACCUAACUGCAAAGAAACCUUGGACAGUAGCAAUAUGCAGUACAAUAACUGGGAUGAAAAGCAUAGGAAUAUUUUAAGCUAUGUACAUUUAUUUCAUUAACAUGUUUAACUAUGCGAUAUUGUGCAAUAUUGCCUUUAUUUAAACGAUGUAAAGGUUAGUAGUGAUGUAGUUUUCUAAUGUGCAUGGGCAUUAAUUUUUUCAUUGUACUAAGGUGAUGGUGAGAAUUUCAAGUUAAGUAAAGUUAAAAGUUAAGUUAAGCAGCUCUCCAUAAAUUACAUUUAGGUAAGUGCAACUAAUGGUAUACAACUGAAUGUUUUGUAUGUAUUUGGUAUGGGAAGGAUUGACUGAAUGACUGCCAGCCAUGAGAUUAAAAUGAUAUUAGAUAAGUAUUUCAAGUUUUUUUAAUUUUUUUUUUACCUUCAAUCCCAGCUGGAACAUUUUAAAUGGCAUCCAGAACACCUCAGCAAUACACCACAGAUUAAGACAAUCAACUAUUCUAAUUCUAUGUAAAGUGUUUCAGUGAGCACUGCAAGUAAUGGGUCAGUACAUUAAAGAGACACUGUGUAGGUUGCUAGUACAAUUGUAUCAGUUAAUAGAUUAGCUUUUUAUCCGUUAAUAUUCCUGUUCUGUGUUGGACAAAAUUUUUUUUUUUACAUUUUGACAGUUAUUGUUACAGUUAUAAGAUAGGUAUUAUUACAAUAUAACUAAAUUUCUCAGGAAGCCAGCUAGUACUGAUUGCCUAUUUUUUUAAUACACCUUGUGUUUUUAUUAAUUUAAACAAUUAUUUAUAAAGUUAGUUUUAUAUGCAUUUCUAUACAUUUUUUUUCUAGUUUGGUUUAUUGAAUAUUGACUGCUGGUUCAAAACUAAAUGUUUGUGUUUUUAAAGAAACUACUUGGUUUAACAUUUCUGUGUUUUCCUCAAUGACCAUGUACAAACUGAGCGGUAUUGUUUCAGAAAGGUCUUCGUCGUGAUUAGCACGGAUGAAGUGUGAAAGUGUUAUCCCUGUGUAUGUAUGUUGGCACAAUGAGACUUUCUAACCCCAUGAUGUUCAUCUUUGUCUUUCUCUUAAAAUCUUUAUUUUUUGGGUACAAAAUCUUUUUUCUUCAAUGUUUCCCAACUCUAAUCCAAUCAUAGGUGAUGUUUUAAUUAAUAAGGAAAUCAUCAGUGUAUCAGUAUUGACAUGAAUGAUGUUACAGUGAGUAUUCUGUUUGCGCAUGUGUCCCAUCAUCUCCUGCACACCAUCCACUAGAGUUACAAUAAAAUGAACAUGAUUGACUUCA